GUAGUUCGUUGCUUCAUCGUGUACGGUUGUAUACUACAGAGAAAAAAGAAAACGAAAAAUUUUAUUUUAAACUUAAGUUGUAAACGAGAAGAAGUAGAAAAAAAGUAUUUGAAAAAUACGAAAUUUUUAGUUAAAGAAAACGCUAACACAUUUAUAAAAAAAAAACGAAAAAUAUACAAACACCCAAUACCGUGACUAAAGCGAACACUUGGAUUAUCGCUCACGGUUAUAAACAAAACCGGAAAUUUAUCAAAAAAUAAUAAUAAUAAAAUUUUUAAAUAAUUUGUGCCAAAAAAAGUGUUAAACAAAAUUUGUGUCUUCACAUUAGUAAAAUUUUCAUUAUUUGAAAUUUCUUACUUUGGAAAAGAAAAUUUCCAAAAACCACAAGAUUUAAAGAAUAUGGAACUUUAACCAUUUUUGGUUUGUCUUUGUAACAAAAGCACCAAAACAACAAAACAUCUUUAAAAUUAUUCUUCAUUUUAGUGAUUACCAAAUCACUUUUCAUCAUAAACACCAUUUCAACAACUUUUCAUCAACUUCAACAUAAAACAACAACAACAAAAAACCUCAAAACCAACAACAUGUUUCUACAAAUCAUUAGCAUUUUAAGCGUAAUCGCUAUUAUCUCUACACAAAUUCAAGCUUUAGCCAAUUGUCCUCCCGGCUGUCAAUGUGAUGACAACACUUUAAUUGUACAGUGCGGUGAGGGUCAUCUUGAUGUUUUACCCAUUGCUCUAAAUCCCUCCAUACAACGUUUGGUCAUAAAGAAUAAUAAAAUCAAGACUAUCGAUUCAUCCAUACAAUUCUAUGCUGAAUUGACAUUUUUGGAUUUAUCUUCGAAUCAUUUGAUGAAUAUACCCCAGAGAACAUUUGCCUAUCAGCGUAAAUUGCAAGAAGUGCACUUGCAGUACAAUAAAAUCGGUCAGAUUAGCAAUAAAACCUUUAUUGGUUUGGCUGCUGUUACGGUGUUGAAUUUGCGCGGUAAUUUGAUUUCGGAAUUGCAUCAGGGCACUUUUGCUCCUUUGGCCAAAAUAGAGGAAUUGAAUUUGGGUGAAAAUCGCAUUGGCUAUAUUGAUCCCAAGGCUUUUGAUGGUCUUUCACAAUUGAGAAUUUUGUAUUUGGAUGAUAAUGCCUUGACCUCUAUACCCGAUCCUAUACACUUCCAGGCCAUGCCUCUAUUGGCUGAGUUGUAUUUGGGCAUGAAUAGUUUGUUGACGGUGCCAUCUGCUGCCUUCCAGGAUUUGAAAGGUUUAAGCACUUUGAAUUUGAAAGGAGCCGGUUUACGCAAUCUAUCACAUGAUUCUUUCCAAGGUUUAGAGGCCUUAAGAUCUUUGGAUUUAUCCGAUAAUCGUUUAACACGCAUACCCUCGGUGAGUCUUAGCCAUUUGGAACGUUUGGAAGAAUUGUUUUUGGGUCAAAAUGAUUUCGAAGCUAUUUUGGAAGGAGCAUUUGUAGGCCUAAAACAAUUGAAACGUUUAGAGAUUACUGGUGCCUUAAAAUUGAAACGUGUUAUGAAUGGUGCCUUUGCCUCGAACACUAAUUUGGAAUAUUUGAAUUUGGCCUCAAACAAAAUGUUAUUGGAGGUUCAGGAAGGAGCUUUAAGUGGUUUGCCUCAUUUAAAAUAUGUCAACUUGAAGGCCAAUGCUUUGACUACCUUGGCUGAGGGUUUAUUCCCCUGGAAAGAUUUACAAACUUUGGAUAUCUCUGAGAAUCCCAUGGCCUGUGAUUGUCGUGUUAUGUGGUUGAGAAAUUUACUUAUCAGCAAGAAUAAUACCAACGAUAAUGUAGGAGAAGUUUUAUGCGAAUUCCCUGAACGUUUAAGAGGCGAAGAAUUGAAGAACUUAAAUCCUGCUGUUAUGGGCUGCUCACAUACCGAUCCCCGUAAACAAGCCUUGAUUGGAGCUCUCUUAGUAGGCACUGCCGCUACUGUUACCGCCUUGGCUUUGAUUGUCUACAGAUGCCGCCAUAAGAUCCGUGAAUACUUAAAGGGUGGUUUGUUUGGUAACUCUGCCUUGGGUCGCAAAGAACGUGAAUAUCAAAAGACUUUCUGUGAUGAAGACUACAUGACCAGACAUCAACAUCAUCCCUGCAGUUUGGGUAUACACUCUACCUUCCCCAACACAUAUACACCACAUCAUGUUAAUCAACAUCAUUAUGGACCUAUGUGCACACUGCCCGUUAACGGUGAUCAAAAGAAUUUCCAACAAUUACAAGUACCCACUGGCAACAUAAUGGCUGAUAAACAAACUAUUGCUGCGGCGAAAAAUAUUGAAGAUUCUGCUUCUUUUGUUAUGCAUAUGAAGACAGCUUCGGCUCCUCCACAGAAAUUGAAUCAUUACACCAAACCUCAUUUCCUGCAACAAACCGCAGCUGUAGGUGAUUCCUGCUAUUCCUAUGCUGACUUGCCAAUUGUUCAUGAUUCGGGUAACCAAGAGCAUGUGCAACAGAAUCUUACCUAUCAACAGCAGCAACCUUUGCACUAUGGUACUUCUCAUGAUUACAGCAACAGUGUGGCCAGCAGUGAAUUGGAUCCCAAUUAUAUCUACAGCAAUACUCACUACUCUAUGCCGGUAGAACAACAACAAACCUCUUCAAUGAGAACAAAAACCCCAACACCACCACCAGUGCCACCAGCAUUGCCCCUAAGAAAUCCUCCUCAAAUGUUAACAGUCUCCACCACUGGACGCCGUUCCUUUAAUCAUGGCAGCAGCAAACACACCAACAGCCAGCAACAACAGCAACAAUCAUCAUCAGCAGCAGCUGCCGUUGCUCACUCACAAACCAUGCGUUAUCAGCACUGAUCUUGGAUGGAAUCGGGUAGUUUAAAAAAACCCAAAAAGCGUUAUUUAGCUCCCAUGGAAAAGUAUCCUAUGCAGCAAACUCCCUUAAGCUAUUACCGGCAAAAUCUAAGUAUAUGUGCUUAAACUAGGAGAGACUUAAUUUCCCUUUAAAAUCCCGGCAAAAAGGGAACCACUGUGAUGUCAGACUAUCGUUAAUCUUAAACUAAAACAAACAAACAUUGUACAGAACCAAUUUAAAAACAUAAAAAAAGACAAACAAACCAACAAAGACAAUUAGUUAUAGUUAAAACCUUUAAAUAUAAGUUAAAACUUAAGCAAAACUACAACAACCACAACAACAUACAUUUUUCGUAUGUUUAAAAUAUUUUUCUUUUGUAUAUAACUCAUGAUCUCUAUAAAAAUCAUUAUUAAUCAUCAUUAUCUUCUUCAUCUCUUCAAAUCGUGUAUAAAUUAGUUAUUAAUGUUAAAAAAAAACCCCCAGCACUGAAGUCAUUAUUUGUUUCUUUCUUUAUUUUAA
Molecule: messenger RNA, 3318 nt
Organism: Lucilia cuprina (Australian sheep blowfly)
Lineage: Eukaryota; Metazoa; Arthropoda; Insecta; Diptera; Calliphoridae
Product: leucine-rich repeat neuronal protein 3
Exons: 2
Coding region: 582-2801 (739 amino acids)
Molecular function (GO): protein binding
Source: RefSeq, a predicted model, not a curated record